ACUCCGACAUGAGCGGACUGAAAUAGUGAAAUGCGCCUCGGGUAUUAUUGUCUGGCACUCGGGCUUUGCCUGCUCUUGCAACAGGACCUUCACCAGGACUUAGUACAGGCAGCCAAUAUCCUGGGAAUAUUUCCUUACCACAUCAUUUCGCCCUAUUUGGUAAUGCAACCAUUUGUUCGCACUUUAGUAAAAAGGGGCCACAAUGUGACUCUUAUCACACCUGAGGGCAUGCCAAACGAUCUGGAUGGAGUUCGCCAUAUACGAGUUCCCAAGCUUAAUAUACGCAUAAAGCAAAUGUUAGAGUCUGAUCAACUUCUUGACUUUAUGAUUAACAAAUGGACGGAGAGUGCUCUUACAGCGAAAGUGCUUUUCAAUGCCUCCCAUGAUAUUUUGAGUGAUCCUGGUGUUCAAAGAAUGUUACAUGACCGUAAUGAGAGGUUUGACCUAAUCAUGAUGGAGCCGACUAAUCUGGAUGCUCUCUAUGGCCUGGUGGAGUACUACAAUGCCACUUUGAUGGGCUUUUCUAGUGUGCGGAUUAACUGGAACAUCGAAGAAUUGGCGGGAAAUCCUGCGCCAAUUGUUUACGAGCCCAUCUCUCCGAUAGGUUACUCCUUGGACAGCUCCUUCUUGAGCAGGAUUUACAACUGGAUCCAUAUAACGGAGGAGAAAUUUCUGGAGAAUCUCAUGAUUCGACCGGCUCAACUGCGCAUUUUCCAGCAAUUCUUCGGAUAUUCAGCGGAGAAGCUGAAUGAGCUGCGGACCAGAUUCUCAGUGAUCCUAAGCAACAACCACUACAGUUUGGGAAAAGUUCGGGCCAAUGUACCCAACAUCAUCGAAGUGGGCGGUCUGCAUCUUAGUGAACCCCCAGAACCUUGUGAUGAGGAUCUGCAGAAAUUUAUGGACGAUGCAGAGUACGGUGUCAUCUAUUUCUCCUUGGGACUGGACAUAUUCAUAAAGUUUCUUCCGAUGGAUAUUCAGCAACCACUACUGCAGUCAUUUGCCAAACUAAAGCAACGGGUGAUUUGGAAGAACGAGCUCUUCAGUGUGCCCAACAAAUCGGAUAACGUGUAUGUUAUUGAGAAGGCCCCUCAACGAAGCAUUUUAAAACAUCCCAAAGUGCGGCUUUUUAUCACAAAUGGAGGAUUAUUAAGUGUGAUGGAGGCGGUGGACAGUGGAGUUCCUAUGCUAGGAUUACCGAUGUUUUUUGACCAAUUCGGUAAUUUGCGUUGGGGAGAAUUAGCUGGCAUAGUCGAGGUCUUGGAUAUCAAUGCUCUAAAUGAAGAAACUUUGACCACAACUAUUCAGAAAAUUAUCGAGAACCCCAAGUAUGCUCAGAGGGCAAAGGAAAUGUCGCAACUCUUCAGGGAUCGACCCAUGAGUCCACUGGAUACGGCUGUCUGGUGGACAGAAUACGCCUUACGAAACCGUAAUAUAUCCCGAAUGCGACUCAAUGUGGAGGAGAUUCCCCUGAUUCAGUACUACGCAAUAGACAGCAUCCUCACUUUUGGCUUUCGAUUUGGAUUAAUCGCAGUGUCAGUUUUCUUCUUGUGCUACAGUUUGUUUCAUAAAAGUCGAGGCAGACAGAGAUUUAUGAGAUGAUUGUUUUAAUAAAGUAUUUGUUACAAUCUA
This is a messenger RNA of Drosophila suzukii, 1629 nucleotides long. Its product is annotated as UDP-glycosyltransferase family 303 member B1. Gene Ontology annotation, molecular function: UDP-glycosyltransferase activity. NCBI's taxonomy places the organism in Eukaryota, Metazoa, Arthropoda, Insecta, Diptera, Drosophilidae. The record is from RefSeq and is a predicted model, not a curated record.